AUGGGUGAAGGGCACGCGACCAAACUCAUCCUUGUUCUCUGCCGGUGCGGCGGCGCCUGCGUAUGGAACGUCCUGCGCCAAGGCCAGCGAUGCUUGCAGCUGCACAAUGCGUUUUCCCAAGAAGGCCAAUCGAUCGUUGAAUCCGCGGCGCCCUUGGUCGAAACUCUUAUGUGUCACUGCCAACCACUUGGUCUCAUCGGAGAGAAGUUUGUCGCCGCCAUUGCCGAACAAGCGGAUGUAGAAUCGGUCGAGCAGUUGCGGGUCUGCAUUGACGUGGAAGGUCGGGCGCUUGGAGUCAAGGUGCAGACUGAACGGGGCUUUUGCCGCCGCGGGAGUGUAGGACCAUCGGGGCUUUUCUUGUUGACUGGACUCCUCCGGGGUAGAGGUCGCAAAGGUGCGGGAUGGGAUGACUCCCGCAAUUGGGCGAGCGGCAAAUUUGGAUGCAGCGCAGGCGGUCCUGGCCGCUCGAGAAGAAAGAUUCAAAGCCAUGGGGUCGGUGGUCUGCGUGUCAACUCGGAGUUGAUCGAACGGAAGGCAAAGAAUUCGGCUUGGGCGGUGUGA
Penicillium hordei is the source of this 561-nucleotide messenger RNA. RefSeq lists its product as uncharacterized. NCBI's taxonomy places the organism in Eukaryota, Fungi, Ascomycota, Eurotiomycetes, Eurotiales, Aspergillaceae. The transcript has a single exon. Bases 1 to 561 code for a protein of 186 amino acids. The record is from RefSeq and is a predicted model, not a curated record.